UUUAUUUUGAUUGAGGUGAAUUUAAACACAUAAUUUUGAUUUCUUUUUUAAAAUGCCUUUAAAGAAAAAGAAGGCAGAACAAAAUACAAAGUCAAAAGUGUCUCAGUCUGGAAAUUCAAAGAAAACUAGCWGUUCAAAGCAGGGUAAAGGAGAGUCGAACUGGAUGAUCGGCGGCCAUGCUGUUGCUGUAGUAGYCAUUGCUCUGACCUUUGGUGUGUUACACAGCCUUCACGUGUCACGAAUGUUCGAAAAUGAACGCUUUUUCUCUCAUUUAUCUGCAUUGGAAAGGGAGUUAUCAUUUCGAACUGAAAUGGGUUUGUAUUACUCAUACUACAAGACCAUAGUUGAGGCUCCCACAUUUCUGGAUGGUGUCUACAACAUAAUGCAUUGUAAUGUCACUGAAUAUCCUGACACUAUCAAUACAUUAAAGAGAUUCAAUUUAUAUCCUGAGGUGGUACUAGGUUUUAUGUUCCGUAGUUAUGAAAAUAUAGCAAAAUAUUUCAACAUUCAAACCAAGGUAUGUUACACUGUGAACAGAGGUUAUGGUCUUCCACCUGUGCAAAGCUGUGAAGGACUUGGAGAACUAUCUUUCUUCUAUGUAUAUGCAAUAUUUUACUUGAGUGGACUUAUGAUGGCAUGUUUCUUCCUUCUUUGCUAUUACCUCAGUGGCAAUAUUUUGGGAGGUAUUCUUGGAACAUUGUGUUAUUUCUACAACCACGGUGAGGCAACAAGAGUUAUGUGGACACCACCUUUAAGAGAAAGCUUCUCAUAUCCAUUAUUAGUAGUCCAACUAUUAGUCAUAACUUAUACCAUAAGGUCAGGAGCUGUAAAAUGGAGGCAUUCAGCAAUGAUAGCAGCAGUGACGUUUUURUUUAUGAUACCUUGGCAGUUUGCACAGUUUGCUCUCCUCACACAGACUACAGCAUUGUUUGGCAUGUACAUGUUGCACUUCCUGACGUCCAGUAAACUGUGUUUACUUCUGUAUGGACUUGGUAUUGCUCACAUCAUGARCUUUAUUUGUCAGUUUGGAAACUCAUUAUUACUGAGUUCAUUCUUUAUGUCAGCUCUUGUCUCAUCUUUGAUUAUUGCCAAACUAGAAGCAUAUAUUGGAAAACUAAAGAAUCAAAUAUUGAUUUGGGGUGUGCAAGCACUUAUGUUUAUCGUUGGAACGCUGUCAAUUAAAAUGUCCAUAGCAAAAGCUUUGGGAAUCGCUGAUGAUGCACAUAUUGCUAGUAUUCUCAAAUCAAAGUUCACCGACUAUCAAGAUUUCCAUACUCUCCUGUAUACUUGUGCUCCUGAGUUUGAUUUCAUAGAGAAUGAGACGCCAGUUAAACUUACCAAGACACUUUUACUACCUGCUGCAGUGGCAUCAAUCACAGCUGUUUUGUACAAGGUUGCACUUUCUGAAUGGAAUUAUUGGUUGUUUAAAGACAAACCUCAAAAUAAUGCAGACCUUGAAGAAGACAAUGAAGUUCAAGCAAAUCCAAAGCCAAAUGCAGAGUAUGUCUACCACGUCCUCCAGGCCUUUGCAUUUAUUUUCAUGGCUAUUAUCAUCAUGCGUCUUAAACUGUUUGGAACACCUGCAUUAUGCGUCAUGGCUUCUCUUCUUGCAUCCAGAAAGUUUUUUGGUUUCAUCGGAGAUAAAACAAAACACCAAGCUUUAAUAGUGUGUCUAAUUGCCAUGAUGUCAGUGCAGGGCUACCGGAAUCUUCAACAACAAUUUAACACAUCAGGAGAGUACAACAAUCCCGACAUGGAAGAAUUGAUAGAAUUUAUAACUUCAGGAACCCCUAAAGAAUCCGUGUUUGCUGGUGCAAUGCCAACUAUGGCUACUGUAAAGCUGUGCACUGAAAGGGCAGUCGUUAAUCACCCACAUUAUGAAGACGUGCGAAUACGAGAAAGAACCCAUAACGUGUAUCAGAUCUUCAGUCGUAAACCACCUCAAGUUGUAUGGAAUACUUUGAACUCUAUGAAAGUCACACAUGUUAUUAUUGACCAACAAUGGUGCUUUGGAAGUCCGAGGCCUGGCUGCGGAAUGGCGGACAUGUGGGACCGUGAGGAUGAAGAAAAUCGAGGUAGGACGAUGUGUUGCCAGCWAUUGGUAAAGAAYCCYKCGCCAUUCAUUCCGGCAUUUAGAAAUAAACAAUAUUCAGUCUACCAGCUGAAGGGAUAUUAAUGAUAAAUUAUUCUUAUAAAGCUAGAUAUUUUGAAAUUUAAAUUUACUUUUAACCAAUGUGAAAUCAUGUAAGUUAAAWCUGUUGAUAGGUAGGUUAAAACGAAUUCCUCAGUCGAGCUACUGGCGAAUUUUAUCACUGACUGACAAUAAUGACCUUGUGUUUUGAAUAGCAGUACUUGUCAUUGCGAAAAAUAGUUUUAUUAUUUAAUGCAUAGAUUUAUAUUCCUGGACAAAAUCUAAUUUAUGUAUAAUGAGCCACGCCCUAUAAUGAUAUAGGAGAAUCCAUUAAUGAAAUAAAGACAAUUCAAAUUUUGA
Molecule: messenger RNA, 2491 nt
Organism: Exaiptasia diaphana
Lineage: Eukaryota; Metazoa; Cnidaria; Anthozoa; Actiniaria; Aiptasiidae
Product: probable C-mannosyltransferase DPY19L1
Exons: 25
Coding region: 53-2176 (707 amino acids)
Cellular component (GO): nuclear inner membrane
Molecular function (GO): mannosyltransferase activity
Source: RefSeq, a predicted model, not a curated record